Molecule: messenger RNA, 1287 nt
Organism: Scheffersomyces coipomensis
Lineage: Eukaryota; Fungi; Ascomycota; Pichiomycetes; Serinales; Debaryomycetaceae
Gene: ADE12
Product: adenylosuccinate synthase
Exons: 1
Coding region: 1-1287 (428 amino acids)
Biological process (GO): IMP metabolic process; 'de novo' AMP biosynthetic process
Cellular component (GO): cytoplasm
Molecular function (GO): GTP binding; adenylosuccinate synthase activity
Source: RefSeq, a predicted model, not a curated record
AUGUGUGACGUUGUUUUAGGUUCUCAAUGGGGGGAUGAAGGUAAAGGUAAAUUAGUCGAUGUGUUAUGUGAUGACAUUGAUGUUUGUGCAAGAUGUCAAGGUGGUAAUAAUGCUGGUCAUACUAUUGUGGUUGGUAAGACUAAAUAUGAUUUCCAUAUGUUACCUUCUGGUUUAGUUAAUCCAAACUGUCUUAAUUUAGUUGGAUCAGGUGUCGUUAUUCAUGUUCCAUCAUUUUUCCAAGAAUUAGAAAAUUUAGAAAAGAAAGGAUUACAUUGUCGUGAUAGAUUAUUUAUAAGUUCAAGAGCUCAUUUAGUAUUUGAUUUCCAUCAAAGAACUGAUAAAUUGAAAGAAGCUGAAUUAUCAAUCAAUAAAACUGCCAUUGGUACUACUGGUAAAGGUAUUGGUCCAACUUAUUCUACUAAAGCUUCAAGAUCAGGUAUAAGAGUUCAUCAUUUAGUUAGUGAAGAUCCAGAAGCUUGGGAAGAAUUCAAAGUUAGAUAUAAUCGUUUAAUUGAAUCAAGAUUAAAAAGAUAUGGUGAAUUUGAUUAUGAUACUGAAGCUGAAUUAAAACAAUAUGAAUUAUAUCGUGAACAAUUAAGACCAUUUGUGGUUGAUUCAAUUGAUUUCAUGCAUACUGCGAUUGAAAAUAAGAAAAAAAUCUUAGUUGAAGGUGCAAAUGCUCUUAUGUUAGAUAUUGAUUUUGGUACUUAUCCUUAUGUUACUUCCUCAUCAACUGGUAUUGGUGGUGUUUUAACUGGAUUAGGUAUUCCUCCAAAAACCAUUAGAAAUGUUUAUGGGGUUGUGAAAGCUUAUACUACUAGAGUUGGUGAAGGUCCAUUCCCAACUGAACAAUUGAAUGAAGAUGGUGAAGCUUUACAAACCAUUGGAGCUGAAUUUGGGGUUACAACUGGUAGAAAGAGAAGAUGUGGUUGGUUAGAUUUAGUGGUAUUAAAAUAUUCUACUUUAAUUAAUGGUUAUACUUCAUUAAACAUUACUAAAUUAGAUGUUUUAGAUUCAUUUAAAGAAAUUAAAAUUGGUGUAUCAUAUAAAUUAAAUGGUGAAACCUUAAAAUCAUUCCCAGAAGAUUUAAUUAAAUUAGGUAAAGUUGAAGUUGAAUAUAAAACUUUACCAGGUUGGGAAUCAGAUAUAACAAAAAUAAAAACUUAUGAUGAAUUACCAACUAAUGCUAAACUUUAUCUUAAAUUCAUUGAAGAUUUCGUUGGUGUCCCAAUUCAAUGGGUUGGAACUGGUCCAGCUCGUGAAUCAAUGUUAGAAAAAGCUAUCUAA